Messenger RNA from Paramecium sonneborni, 479 nucleotides. The record is from the annotation of a GenBank genome assembly. NCBI's taxonomy places the organism in Eukaryota, Ciliophora, Oligohymenophorea, Peniculida, Parameciidae.
AUGUUAAAAAGAUUAUUCUAAAGGUAACAGUAAUUAUCAACGAAAAACACUUUAUUCAUGCUCUCUCAUUUUGUCUCUAAAAUUUCUUAUGAAUAUUUAUGUAUCUUAGAAUUGUUGAGUGAAAAUAGUGGAUUAAAUUAUGGGAAUAUUGUAGAAUUUCACAUUUCUAAUUUUUUAGAUGAGAACUUAAAGUGAGUUUUAUGAAGAUUAUCGACAAUUUUUUAUGAACUUUGGUUAGGUUAUCGGAAUAGUCUAAGCCAAAAUAGAAAGUAUUGAGAUUAAACAAAUGUUUUUUUAAUUUAAAAGGAAAUUGUUUAAUUGACCAAAUAAUUUCCAGAUCCCCAAAUGAGAUAAGCUGUUAUUAAGAUUUUUAGGCGGAAAAGAUGAAAUAGCCAAUUAAAAAUGAAAAUAUAAUAUCAUAUUUGAAAAAACAACCUUUUAUAGACAUUGAACAAAUUGGUAUUGUUAUAGAUUAAUGA